ACUUCAACUCGACUCGCUCCCACUCUUCGAAACCCACCGAAAACCCGCAAGAGAAGAAUUCCUGCUCAACGAUCCUGCAGUUUGCUCGACUAAUCCUUUGGCUUCGAUCGCAAGCGUCAUCACCCUCAUCUCCGAUAACGCACGCCCGGGAGAAGUCCCAGCCUUCAAUAGCCUCGUCGCUAGCCUCUGCCCUGGAUCGCAGGAGUUUCGACCGAGAGCGUCUUCUUUCUCCGUUUGCUUCACUCUGGGCUUGACGUCAGCCUUCGAACACAAACCGUCGCCGCCCUAUCUUGCUCGAAGACAUCACCACCUUCAGAUUCAUCCCUCGCAGUCCCUGAUCAGAUAACUGUUCUAUGCUGCAAACAACCUUUUAAAUUGCUUUGAACGAUGGAUAAGUUAUUGGAAUUUGGUAGAAAAGCUUGGUUCGUUGUUAGAGUUAUUUCUGGAUAUGAGGAAAGAAAAAUUAGGUCCUACAGGCUGCAGCUUCAAAGACGCAUUGAACAGGCACAAGCAAGAAAGGUUGAGUUGAAAAGACUUCCUGAAAAAGCCAUACUGGCCGAGGUCCGUCGCAUGGUUGAAGAGAUGCAAAACCUGAAUCGGCAGCUAGAAGAAACAGAAACUGCUAUCGAGGAGUACUUCAAGCCGAUCGACAAAGAUGCCGAGAUGAUUAUUAAUUUACAGCUUGAAAAAGAGGAAAACCAAAUGAAAGAGAUGAUCAAAGCCAUGCGUGAGCAGUCUAUGCUACAGAGAGCAACGGCAAUGGAACCAUCAGAACCCAAAGAUUUAGGUGCCAACCAACCAACCCAACCAAUGGUGCCCAGCUCUUCACAACCUGAUCAGACCAAAUGAGUUGCUUACAAGCAGGCCGGAUGAAGUUUUGAGGUUAGCAAUUACUUUAUUUGAUUUUGAUUUAGGCAAUUAUCUGAAGUUGCAUUGCACAAAACACAUUUUUAUUGUUCGAUAUAGUUCAUUUUAUUAAUCAACGAAGUGCUCCUAAAGCCAGCUAGAGA
Phalaenopsis equestris is the source of this 1010-nucleotide messenger RNA. RefSeq lists its product as uncharacterized. The record is from RefSeq and is a predicted model, not a curated record. The transcript is spliced from 4 exons. NCBI's taxonomy places the organism in Eukaryota, Viridiplantae, Streptophyta, Magnoliopsida, Asparagales, Orchidaceae. The coding region runs from base 388 to 849 and encodes 153 amino acids.